AUGAACGAUUUGAUUGAUAGUGGCAGCUUAGCUCUAGCAAUUGCCAUCAAGUCCUCUGUCGCUGGGUUCUGGAAAAAGCGCUCGACAAUCUUGUUAGGAGCAUGGGUCAUUGUCUUAUUAAUAGCGAGGGUGAUUUCGUCGUUCAACUGGAUGUACGGCACGAACGAAACAACAAAGGAAGCCAGAAUCGCGAUAUACAGAUCGUCGUACGAAACGGUCUCCUGGCAUGUGAUGAUGGCAGCACAAACGUCUAGGCUUGCUGCCUUUUUGGCACAAGACAAGUAG
Molecule: messenger RNA, 285 nt
Organism: Ogataea philodendri
Lineage: Eukaryota; Fungi; Ascomycota; Pichiomycetes; Pichiales; Pichiaceae
Exons: 1
Coding region: 1-285 (94 amino acids)
Source: RefSeq, a predicted model, not a curated record